Molecule: messenger RNA, 5093 nt
Organism: Cyprinodon tularosa
Lineage: Eukaryota; Metazoa; Chordata; Actinopteri; Cyprinodontiformes; Cyprinodontidae
Gene: znf608
Product: zinc finger protein 608
Exons: 9
Coding region: 68-4450 (1460 amino acids)
Biological process (GO): regulation of transcription by RNA polymerase II
Cellular component (GO): nucleus
Source: RefSeq, a predicted model, not a curated record
CUGGCGCUCCGAUGAUGACCUGAAUGCUGAUGAUCGCGGAGAUCAACAAAGGAGAGGAGAGGAGGAGAUGAAACGUUUCCUGAGAGCUGAGGAGAAUGGAGAGCUGCUGACAGACUGCAGGGAGCUGUCACCCAACCACACCGCCUCCUCCUCCUCCUCCUCCUCCUCCUGCAUCUCCUCCUCCUCCUCCUCAGCCCACAGACACGCGGCCCUGUCCUCGCUCCAGACCCGGGGACCAGGCGGCGGGUCGGAGCCGAGGAGAUCCGCGCUCAAACGCAGCCGAGGCGGCCAGGACGGAAGGGAGGAUCCGGAGGGGGCGGCGGAUCAUCCGGAAGCGCGUCCGGGGCUCGGUGUUCAUCUGCGGCCGCAGCCUCAAGGGCGCAGCGGCGGAGGCGCAGAAGAGAUGAUUUCAGCGGCCGGCAGGGAUGCGGACGGAAACAAUAACAGCAGCGGCGGGAUGCAGGAGCCCGGCGCGGCCGCACCUCCUGCGGCCAAAGGCAAGGAGGACAGGAAGGGCAAGAACCUGAUCCGGGGCUGGAAGAGAGACCGGGACGCACCCGUUGCGCCCGGCCGGGUCAGGAAGGAGAAGCCCGGCGAUGAUGGCCCGUCUCCUCCGCCCUCCUCCGCCUUCCUGCCGGAGCAUCACCUGGGCCCCGGACACUGCCUCGGCCCCGUGCCGGAGCCCCGGAUCCCCGCGGGGGAAAGCACCACCAUCCCCGGAGCCUCCGGGAAACCAGCGCCGGACUGUGGAGUAAAGAACGGCGCGGGAGCUAUUGUUGUCAGGCGGCUGCACGACGAGCCUCCAGCGGCCAAGAAACACAGAGGAGCCGAGAAGAUGGACCCCAUGUUCACAGUGCCAGCCCCUCCGGCUCCAUGUCAUCCCGGGGCCCCUGGGUCCUCACUGCCCUCAGUCCCCUCGUUUUCCUCUCCGGCCCUGCCAACUUCGAACCCUAAGCCGCUGACAGUUAGGACGCGGUCGGUCGGGACCAACACUCAGGACGGAGGCUUUCCAGGAGUGCCGGACGGUGACCCGGCCUUAUUGGGGCCCUGUCAGCCUGGGACCAGCGUUAACUUGGAGGGAAUCGUCUGGCACGAGACUGAAGAAGGUGUGCUGGUGGUGAACGUGACCUGGAGAAAGAGAACCUAUGUGGGAACUCUGCUGGACUGCACCAAACACGACUGGGCUCCUCCAAGGUUCUGUGAGUCCCCUUGCAGUGAUCCUGAAUUCCCUGGUGGCCGUGGACGAGGGAAACGGAUGAGAAUGGCCAUGUCGGAACGAUCCUGCAUAGAACAGUCCCAUUCCACUAAAGUCAGGGGACUUCCACACCAUCGGAGCCGUGGGGGCAGUGUGGCAGGAUCCAUCCACAGCAAAGGAAGGAGGGGCAGCCUGAAUCUCAUCAACAGCAAUGGCAGGGCGCCUUCCUCCUUUUUCAUGGUCGAUGAUGUUAAAUCCACAAAUAUAUCCUCCUCUAUCCCCACCGGGAAGCGAAAGAACAAACCCCCAGCUGACUUGGACCUUAGUCUUGUUUCCUCAGACGAAAUUAAAAACGCAAAUGGGAAGAGGAUCCGAGCAAAAUCCCGUAGUGCCCCAUCAACGCCUUUGGGCAAAUCUGACCCAUCUUUCAUGGACCCAGGAGGAGGCUGUGCUUCCUCCCCACCCCCACCCAUCCUCAUUGACUGCCCUCAUCCAAACUGCACUAAACGCUACAAGCACAUCAACGGACUGCGCUACCACCAGACACAUGCACACCUGGAGGCGGACGAGCAGAGGAAGCCUGAACUGGGCUCUUUGAAAGAUGGAGAAAGCGAAGAUCGACUAUCAGACUGUGAGGACAACAUCAGCAAUGUGACUUAUGAGCCCCCAGAGAAUAGCACAAACACUCAUAGCACCUCAAAGAAACCUGCUCCUCUAUACAAAGUGACGACAGUGGGAUCUCCCAAAAACAGACGAUUACUUCUGAGCACCGACCACAGCCCUAACGCCAACUCAAAAACCAGAAGAACCUCACUCCUGAAAGACGGCCUGAUUGACGACCUCAGUAAUCUUCCCAUUAUCUCCAACAUGACAGUGGUUUUGGAGAACUGCAUGGUCCCAGACAGAAGCUCUUUGGCAGAGAUGCCCAAACUGGAAGCCGAAGGACUGAUCGAUAAAAAGGGAGGUGUACCGGACAAAGGUAAGAAGGCCAAUGGAAAGGUUGAAAAACUAUCCAAGUCCAGGACUAACCGUCCAAUUGCUCCAGCGCCAGCACCACCAAAGCUGAUUGCCAUACCUAACACCACCUAUCCGACCAGCACAGCUGACGUUGUCUCCCCACAGCAGCCUUCCACAGUGGCUACCGUAGGCCUUACCAGUAAAAACCUUUCCCUGAAACCCAUUAAACCAAAGCUUAGCAUCGUAGUGGAGCCAAACCUUGUCAAAGCCACAGUGGUGACUUGCAAAGAGACCAGGAAAAAAGAAAAACGAAAGCUAAAGGAUAAACAUAACAAAGAGGCGGCUAACAGGACUGCCAAUGGUGACAGUGGUGUGAUCAAGGUGGAAGAUGUUGGUAUUGGACCUAAAGGAGUGGUUAAGGAAAUUUCUGGAAGCCUUUUGAAGGAGCACCUUAGCAAACAGGAUGUAAUGAAUGGACUCACAGAGAGCCAGGAGAGCAGGAUGGCCAGCAUCCGCGCAGAGGCCGACAAGGUCUACACCUUCACCGACAACGCCCCCAGUCCGUCGAUCGGUGGAUCGUCGAGACUUGACCCGAGUCUAGCAGCAGACGGCGGCAGCAAGAACGACAGCCCUGCCUACUCGGAUAUAUCGGAUGCCGGAGACGACGGGGGGUCUUCAGAAUGUCGCUCUGACGGGAUGAGGUCCAAGUCCAGCUCCUCGUCUUCGUCCGAGGUGAGCUCCAAUAGCAACCAUGCUAACUCUGGCAAAACCCCUCCCACAGCUUUGAAAGAGCCCCAUUCCCCGUACUACCACGGCUACGACCCCUACUACCUGCAAGGCUACAUGCAGCCAGAGAGGCAGAACAGCGGGACUGUCGCUUUCCACAAAAACUCUCCUCACGACAGCAAAGUAAAAGACCGGAGAGAGGAAAUGAAAGACGAUGAUAAAAACGACUUCUCUGAUCCUAAGAAAGUUGACGUUCCAGCUCAGUCUCAACUCCAGCUGGCUAUGAGUCAGACCCAGACAGCUUUAGCCCAGUCUCUUUACUAUGGCCAGUACUCCAGAGGACUAUAUAUGGACCAGAAGCUUUUACUGGCCUCCAAAUGCUGUGACCAGACCCUUGGUGCCAAGCAAAGAGGACAGGGGGUAAGGGACACCGAGGAUGUUAAACAUAUGGUUGGGGUUUCAGCCAGUGGAGCCAUGCUAGGUAAAGGUCCAGACGGUGCUAAAGGUUGCUGUCCCAAGCCGGUGCUUUCCUAUGUGGAGAUGAGUGAAAGGGGAGAAAGGGGGCAGAGUCUGGGCGUAAAGGUAGUGCACAGUGGCAUGGUGGACCAGCACCAGGUCUCAAUGAAAGACUGUGAUGACAUCAAGUCACCUUCCUCAUCCUCCUCCUCUUCUUCAUCCCUUCACAAUCCAAACAGUCAGACAGAUCUGGACAAUGUUUCAUUUUCCAGUUCCCCAGACGGUCCCGGCUGGGCACACCGCCUCUCGCACAGCAAAUAUUCAGAGCUACAGAGUCAGCACGGGGAGAAUGGCCAAGAGGGGGAAGCGGGCACUGGGACUGAGUGGGGAACCAAUGUGGAGCCUGCGGGGGCCAAGAUGACCCCAGGUGGUGUAGAUGCUAAAAAAUCCAGAGCUCAUGGGCUCCAAGAUUUCCCGGCCGUUGCCGAUGCGGAGGAUUCACACCGACACGAGGGUCUGGAGGACCAGGAUCACGACGCAGUGGGAGGGCUGGCAGAGGAGUCUCAGAAUGCCAGGGCGGCAGUGUCACCUCCCAUGACCCCACAGCAGCCCUACAUCCAGUACCAGCACCCCUCCUAUUCUCCCUAUCUGGCCAUGUGUGAGGGCAGCGGGGGCUCCUACAGGGGAGUGUCCCCGACCCUGGUCCACAACUACCCAGGUUUCCACUACCCGCUGUACGGAAAGACGGCAGGCAGGGAGGAGUCAGAGGUGACCCCGCCCAGCAGAGGGGAGACAUCAGGCGGCAGGCUGAUAGCAGAGUCAUCCUCCUCCUCGUCCUCCGUGGAGCUGCUGCAGCAGCCCAAUCAUCACUUCCAAGGAAAAUCCCCCGCUCCUGGUGAUAAGGGUUCGCCUGAGGGAGAAACAGACGCGGAACGGGAGAGAACCCAUGUGUCAUUUGCUCGACACCUCCACACACACCACCACACACACCUGGGCAUGAGCUACAACCUGAUGUCUGGACAGUUUGAUAUCUACCAAGGUCUGAGCUCCAGGUCGCUGGUCUCCAGUCAGCAGGUGUCAGGACACUCCUCAGCAGACAGUGAAGGGAAGAAGUAGAAUCAUGUGACCGGGUCUCACAUGAUGGACGGCAGAUUUAUCAGACAUCAAUUCCUUGGUGUGGAAUAAGCUUCGCCUCGCUGAGAGGCAGGGAACAAGCAAAACAGACAAACCUCUUUCAUUUCCUACUGAUGAACACCUACGGUUUUAUAACACGUCACAGAGGAGCAGAUGGGGCGGGGAGGGUCAGGUCGCUGGAACUAAACCGUUUGUCUACAAGGGUUGGACUCCUUCUAUAAACCCAGAUGUCUUUGUUUGGACAGAAACAGGCGUUUGGUAAAAGAGGAAACAUCCUAGAGCCCCGUUCACUCAGCUUUACCUCUGCUGUUGUGUUUAACUUUAUGAAAUGCACAUUUAUUGUAGUGUAAUAUAAUGACGAUAUGACUGAAUGUAAAAGUAAUAACUCUGUUCCAACUCUGUGGAUCCUCUUUUUUUAAAAGCCUGUUGGGACAAGAACAGCAUUAGGAAGCUAAAAAGUAUAUAAUUAUUGUUAAUCUCAUUCUGAUUAUUGAAGUGGUCCUCCCUCCUUCAUAGUGCUGACGCUACAUUUGUAUAACUAACCUGUUAUUGAGUGUAAACAUGUUGAUUGUAUUGUCUUUAUGUGGGAGUAAAACCUUCACCUGGACCCAUCCAGUGCCAUUUA